AUGGAACGUGGACGGCACACAUAUGAGUGGAGAAACUGCAGCUGCGGCCGACGUGGUCGCAUCUGCGUCUGUGCGCCCCGCAACAGCAUGGACCCAAUGCUGAUUCAUGUGAUGAACGAAUCGAGGCGCUUGCGCGUCAUAGACGAGCUGCGUGCCGAGCUGGACAAGGAUCUGCUGGGCGUCGAUGCCAAAUGGGUGCUAUUCGGCAUGGCCAUACAGAGCUAUCGCUACGAGCAGCUGCUGGUGCCGUAUCCGCCAGCGUAUUGUACACCCGCCGGCUUCAACAUCAAUUCGCUGAGCUAUGUGGCCGGCACCAUGUCGGAGCUGGCCAGCUUUCAGCGCCGUCUGCUGCAGAAUGUGCUGCCGCCGGAGCAGGUGGAGCUGCUCCACUGGCUGCUCAUACAGAGCGGCACGCCUCAGUUGCGUCAGCUGCAGCGCAACGAUCAGUUGCUGCUGUGGCGCCAGCUGGAGCAAAAGCCAGAGCCACGGCCACAUUUGGUGUUUCGAGUACAGCAGCGCAAUCAGGAUUCGGAGCCAGUCGAGCCACUGGACGUGACCAAUUGCGUUUACUUUUGCGGCGACAUGGAGGAGCUGUAUGCGCUGAUUGCCGCCGGCAGUCAUGAUAUCAGCAGCUCGGAGCUGGAGUUUUACGAUGAUCUGGAGCAGGCAUGCAGCAUGGCUGAAUGGUGUCCCGGCUGGGGCUAUUCCAUAUGCGGCACUCUGCUGCGCAGCAUCGCCGUUUGCCAACUGCGCCAGGCAUCGCCAGAGCUGCCCCAGCUGCUGCAGGUGCGCUAUCUGCUCAUCUAUAGCAUGAACUAUACACAAAAGAUGCAGGGGUAUCUGCUGGCACGCAUGUGCUGGGGCAUGCCACGCGCCUACCACUCGUCGUGUAGGCAUUUUCAGAGCUUGUUGCUCGUUGAAGCGCGAAUGAGCAUUUAA
Messenger RNA from Drosophila novamexicana, 939 nucleotides. Its product is annotated as protein mono-ADP-ribosyltransferase PARP16-like. The record is from RefSeq and is a predicted model, not a curated record. The transcript is spliced from 2 exons. The coding region runs from base 1 to 939 and encodes 312 amino acids. NCBI's taxonomy places the organism in Eukaryota, Metazoa, Arthropoda, Insecta, Diptera, Drosophilidae.